Messenger RNA from Diachasmimorpha longicaudata, 7027 nucleotides. RefSeq lists its product as uncharacterized. Gene Ontology annotation, molecular function: protein kinase activity; ATP binding. The record is from RefSeq and is a predicted model, not a curated record. NCBI's taxonomy places the organism in Eukaryota, Metazoa, Arthropoda, Insecta, Hymenoptera, Braconidae. The transcript is spliced from 12 exons. The coding region runs from base 384 to 4592 and encodes 1402 amino acids. Gene Ontology annotation, biological process: protein phosphorylation.
AGCGCUCGCAGUACCGAAAGAUGUCGGCUAGGUGAAGAGAGAGGCUAAGUAACGUUCGAUUUUUUUUGGUUGUCAUGUGAAUAUCGAGCCUCCCCUCAACCCAACUACCAACCGAGCCCGUUGACAAGCUCAGACCAAUGUCAUUAAGAUGUUCCGACAAUUUUGAUGGACAAUCAAAGAACUGUCGCCACAGUACGGUAAAUUUUUUUCUUCGGUUUCAGUGAAUAAUUGGGCUUUUUUUUAUGUGUACGAGUGCAGUGGGAUGUGUUAGCGCGCGGCUUUCUCGCGCAAUCGUGCUCCAGAUAACCGGCCCGUUGUGGGGGCCUUAUGUCAAGUCAACUCCAGUGAUUACGGUUUUACCGUGAGGUGAGGUGUGUGCCAACAUGAAGAAGCUCUUCUCAAAGAUUGACAACACCUCCAAGGAGACCAAUAGCUAUUUGGGAAAGGUGUUUGUCGUUGGAAGGCACAACGUAACCGUCGAAGAGGUCCUUGCGGAAGGUGGAUUUGCCAUCGUAUUUUUGGUUAAAUCAUCGAGUGGGCGAUAUGCCCUAAAGCGUAUGUAUGUGAAUAAUGAACAUGAUCUCAAUGUUUGUAAAAGAGAGAUACAGAUUGCAAGUAACUUGAGUGGACAUAAAAAUAUAAUAGGAUAUGUAGAUAGUAGUAUUACACACACCGGGGGUGGAGUACACGAACUUCUGCUCCUUAUGCCCUAUUGUAAAUCUCAUGUGCUACAGAUGAUGAAUAAUAGGUUACAGGCUGGCUUCAGUGAAUCCGAAGUACUCCAAAUAUUUUGUGAUGUCUGCGAAGCCGUAUCACGAUUGCAUCACUGUCAAACGCCGAUAAUUCACAGGGACCUGAAGGUGGAGAAUAUUCUUUUGGCUGACUCUGGCCACUACGUUCUCUGCGAUUUUGGGUCAGCGACUGGUAAAGUACUCAAUCCAAGUAUUCAAGGUGCAGCUGCUGUAGAAGAGGAAAUUAAAAAGUAUACGACACUCAGCUACAGGGCACCUGAGAUGGUGGACAUGUAUUCCGGAAAACCGAUUACGACCAAAGCUGAUAUUUGGGCGCUCGGAUGUUUAUUGUAUAAACUCUGCUUCUUCACGUUGCCUUUUGGUGAAAGUACUUUGGCAAUUCAAUCCGGAAAUUUUACAGUUCCGGAUAAUUCCAGGUAUUCCAAAGGCCUUCACAAUCUCAUCCGCUACAUGCUGGAGCCAGAUCCAGACGUUCGUCCAGAUAUCUACCAAGUCUCGGCCAUAGCUUUUCAAAUCCAGGGAAAAGAAAAUCCAGUGCAAAAUCUUUUUAAAGUCCCUACCUGUACCCUGGAUGUCCUCCCAAGUGCCACAAUUGAAUCGGAGAGUGUGAAACGCUCAUCGUCAGUGAAAAUUCCUAAGCCUUCAACAGUAUCCCUAGUGGAGGGUACGUCAGUGACUCCUCGACAACGACCAAAGGGCCAGGGUGUAACCCCCGGGCCCAUAAGCCUCAGUGGCCAGAUAGUCUCUCAAAUAUCAGGCCAGGGUAAUCAAAUCUGCCAGACUUCCAAUCCAUCAUCUUUCGUCCAGGUUGCAGCACCCCAAGCACUUCAAUUCUCCCAGGUACCCCCACACAUUCCUUCCCCUAACACAAAUCCACCCUUUCCACCUGGACAGAGUCAAACCUCCCCCUUUGGACAGUCCCAAAGUCCAUUAAUUGGGCAUUCACCAUUGACGCUCCAGUCUCCAGUGACGGUCCAGGAAAAGAAUUCUUUUUACUUCGAGGGGAGACAGCUAGAGGGUAGACCUACAAACGUAACUGUCCCUGACGACAACUUGGAGGCUCUCUUCCCGCCCUCAGGAUAUCCAGAUCCAUUUAAAGAUGAUUUGAAGUCCAUGCCACCUCCUACAAAGAUACCUCCACCUGUUGCACCCAAACCAGGGUCAAAUAAGGCCAUUCCUAAGCUCACCACUCCAACCAAUUCUGGACCCAAGUUCCCACCUCCUGGGGGCACUCCUGGAAAGCUGGCUACUCCUACUGGAAGCAAAGGAGGCGUUGGAGGAGCAGCAAUAACGACAAAAGUUGUUGGGAAAACUGAAAGCUUGAGUCAGAAUAUUAGUGGAAAUACUUCACCUCCUGACAGCCCCACUAUGGGAUCCAGGCAUCGGAGGAACGUCAGUGACACCAGUGCUUUCAAUAAAGUAUUUGCCAAUGAGACAUCGCAAUUCCUAGCCCCUUAUGAUGCCUCGGUGAGACCUCAUCCCGGAGAAAGUACACCACCGGAGGGAAAACCCGAUGGCAGAUCGAUUAUGGGUACUAGUGCCUCGCAUGUACGUAUUGGUGAGCUCUCCAGUGUCUCGGGAGUGGAAGGACGUUCACUGAGUGCAGACGUUGCUGCGUGGAACCCCUUCGAGGAUACUCAACCGUUCAAUCAAUUAACCGAGGAUCACAUAUUUGGUGCUGAGUUUGAUAAAAUAAGAAGGGGUAGCAAUAGCAGUAUCGGGGGUGUUAAAAGUCGUGAGAGCCUUGUUAUGACCUACUCGGAAUUACCUGAAGAUCCAUUUGAAUCUGCUCCAUUUACGUUGCCUGCGGGCAAAAAGUCAAAGCUUGGAUCAAAGACGACUGCAAUAGCUGGAGGUCCACCACCAGAUCGCCUCAAGAUCUCCGCUCACUGGACUUCCCCGACAGAUCCACCGCCCCUGGACGACGAGGCGAGCCUCUUGGUGGAUUCCACCACAAUUUCUCCUCCAUUCGUAAAAAUUCCAAUGGAAGAUCGUUCAAAGUACGAAAAACUAGACUUCAACGCCGACGAUGUUUCGAGCGACAGCUCCAAUGCCACCAGACGCUCGUCUAACCGCCUCAAGAAGAAGCGAAGAAGAGUGAAAGCUGUCCUCAGUCGUCGUAAAAAUCCAUCAAACUCGGAGCCAAACCAGGAUCCUGAGUAUGAAUCAGAUGAUUCAAUCGGUUCCGCUAGUGAUCUGAAAGCGAUGAACGAUGACAACGAGAUGAUAGAAGACGCCGAGCGUUCAAAGAUCGACGAAACCAUUUCGGAGAGUGUCAGGACCUGCGGUUCCUCAGCUUAUCAUGCGGAAUGUGAGUCCGUAGCAACUCAUGAGGAUGAUCAUCGGGUGAAAAAAGUCCGCAAACACCACAGGAAUGAGCAUUCGCUGGCGAUAAUAGAGGCACCUGAUCCUGUAGUUGGUCAUCAAUAUGGGGACAAACCUCUCCUUCUAGAUGAUGAGUUGGAUCCAGAGUCGAAGCCUGAACAGGCUCAUGGGGAUCCUUUCGUCAGUCAUCAGUAUAACUCGAAGCCUAGAUUGUUUAACGAUAGCUCUUCGGAGGAGAUCGAGGAGAUCAAUCCAUUGGGGAAUGGUAUCUUCAAGACUGAGGAGGAUGUGUUUGCCAUGGCCCCAUUUCCCAGGCCUUCAAGCUCCCGGAAGAGUAGCUGUAGUAGAGAGAGUGGAAACAAGGCCAUUCCAUCUGUUACACCGACACCGCCGGUGCAUAGUUUGAUACCUCCGAUCUCCAGUUCGCCGAUUAUCUCGGGUAAUCUGGUGGAUAUUGAGGAUGAACUUGUGAUUUGCCCUCCGAGACCGCCAAAGACGUCGGAGGGAACUAGAAAUAAUUACGAAAAUGUCGAUUUAAUGGUGGAAUCGAUGACUACGGUUGGCGAAGGUGGAGGAGAUAAGGAGAUUAAGGAUCUUGAAGAUCUUUUUGGGUCUUCACCGUUCAACUCUACAGGUUUCAUCAAUCCUUUCAACAAAUCAAACUUCUCGGUCCCCGAGAAAGACCUUCCCUACCAGAGUUUUGAUACUACUUCAAGUUUUUUACCAAAAACUCCAAAGAACAUAAUCAUCCCCGGAUCUUCCAUCGUCUCCUCAUCGAAAUUUGGUCCAGUCACCGUUAAUUCCAAGCCUUCACUAGCCACUUUGUCACCUAAAACCGACGAAUCACCAAAAGAUUUAUUCGGAUCCAUUCCAUUUGAUGAUUUUGCAACACUCGGUGUAAACAAUCUCCAAAGACCGACAUCACUACCACUCUCUCAGUCUCCAACGUUUGAUGACGGUGGUCUGAGCUCAACUCUGCCUUCGACAGCACUCUCAAAUCACUCGGUACAACUGGGGGCAAUCAAUCUUCAUCAGCAAGUACCUCAGACUUAUGUCAUUCAACCAAUUGCUAGGACUAUUCACACAGCUAGAAUUAUCGUUAAUGCGACUAAUUCAGUGUCUGCCGCUGAUGACACUCAGGAUAUUCAAGGUCCAAUGUCACCUGAACCCCUUGUCACUGAUGAGCCACCAAAAUUCAAGAAAGAUAAAUUCAUUAAAAGUGAUAAAGGAAAGUAUCAUUUGAUCAAUGAGAACAGAAGUGAUAUGAUCAAUGUUUUACCAGUGAAAGCCUCGGGGAAGCUCAAGGGAGGGGUUUAUAAGAAGGUAAAUAAGGGGAAAAAGGGUGGAGGAAGUGGAGUAACUGGUGGGUUCAGUAAUAUGAGCUUUGAGGACUUUCCUAGCGAUGAUAAUGAUGAUAGGGGGGCCGGGGGAAAUCGGGUGGCACCUUUUGAGGUAUUCAGGGAGGGGGAGAAACGAUUUGGUUCACUCAAGAGGCGGAGUAAUCCUUUCACUUGAGAGAGAAUUUGGGAUGAAGACGAGGAGAGUCAUUUUGAGUAUUUAUUGGGGGGCUGAAGGAGGAGUGAGCCACAGUAUUUUUGGCUUGUAUUAUAUGAGGGUGAAAUAUUGAGUGAUGUAUUGAUACUACUUUAGAAAUUACUCGAGAUAUGUCAGCUCUGAAUGAGUCAACGGCUGAUUCCAUCACCCUCCUAUUGUUAAUUGAUCGAUUAAUUGGUUAAUUUAUUGAUUGGUUUGAAUUGUUUUUAGGAACUGGAAAAUUAGGACUUAAAAUUGAAGAACACGGAGUUUUGGUUAGUGGUUGAUAAGUGAUUUAGGGGGUAAAAUCACUCUCAAGAUAGUCGUCUGUGAGAGUUAUUUUUCAAUUGCACAUACGAAGGUACAAUUUGGAUACGAGUUGAUGCCGGUUUUGCUUUUACUUCUUCACUAAUCGAUUAUUGUUUGUCAAAUCAUCGAUCAUGUAAAGCCGCAUUCGUGGGAACCGCUGUUUUCGGCCGAGGGAUGAAAAAUACUAUGAAGAAGUCUGUUAUAAAUUGACUCACUUCACGUUGUGUUCAGUAUGAGAAGAGGGUUUGAUCCACACUACGCACUAUUACGACGCACCAGUGUCGGUACGAUUAAAGUGCUUUUAACGCACUGCAAACCACUGAACGUCGUCGAGACGGAAAAACCCCAUUUUAUGUCCUAAAAAUAAGCUGAAAAAGGCAUGAAACUGGAGCUCAGUGAGGAAAUAGUAUAUUUCGUUAUUGUUGCUACGUUCAGCCCGUAUCAGAAAGUGCCUUUUCGUUUACUGGUAAACGAACGUACUUCACCACUCGCUGACCGUAACAUCACUGACAUAAAGUAUAACUUGGAUACACGUGCGACGGGGGUGAUAACGAGUGUGAAAUCAAAAACCCAUUUCUAAUCGAGUGAAGUAAAGUCGCUCCAUUAGAAAUGUGUUUUAUUUCCUGCAAUGACAUAAAGAUUUUUUCAAAUUGUAACCUGGUUCGUGCAAUUGAAAAGUCACUCCGAGGAGAUAAUCCGAAUAAAUAGAUCAGGCAAAACGUCUUAAAAUCCAGCCAACUCUGAAUAUUUACAUUGCUUUAUUUUUUCCACAAUUCCCCAAAUGGCAACUAAUUUCAUAAUAUAUCCCUGGUAGGAAAUGAGGAAGGCCCAAUAGUCGGCCGAGCCUCGGCUCUAAACCAGUUUCCUCUAUUUUUAGUCCUCUAUAGCAUAUAUAAGUUCCAUAAAAAUGAGAGGGAGACGUUUCCGUAUUUAUUCCUUGAAGGGAAUGCAACUCAACCGCUGGCUCAUUUAGUGUGGAAAACAAUCUCAUAUACAAUCGACUUUUUCUACACUGAGAGAAGAAUGUAAUAAAACGGAGCGAUUAUUUUUUUAUCCAAAUACUCAAUGUUUUUCAAUAGUGUCAACGGAAUAAGUCCUUGACAAUAGAAAAUGUCUGGUCAUUUUUAAUGGAUUGUGUGAUUAAACUGUUUGCUUCAAUCCUUGAUGCUGAGGGGCCCAAAACAGAUCACAUGGGGGCUCAAAUCUAUCGUGUAUUCCUUUGGAUUUCCUGAAUCAUGUUUUCAUCACGUUUAAAUAAUUAUUUGAAUGUAUCGCAUUCCGUUCAUCUGAAGACUUAUUGCAGGCGACAGACCACGGAAUCGCAUGCAAUAAGAUAUUUGCAAUUAAAUAAUGACUCAUUUCGAAAUAAAUAUGUCAUUAUCUGAACUCCAUGGGGAAGCCACUAAUAAAACGAAGAUUUAAAAUGUUGAAACAAUUGGAUUCUAUUUAAAUGUGAAAGAACAUACAUCCAACAAAAUAUAUUCCGUACAAGCUAUGAUAUUUUUCUCUCGGUGUAGUUUAUAAAAUGUGCAGCUACACAUGUAGUCUCUUCUGUACAUAAAGGAAAUGGAACUACCCCAUGAGUUACAUCUAGUGGACCUAAAGAGAGUCUCCUGCAUUGGAGUUAGAGGAAAAAGUCAAGCUCUCUCUGGAGUUCUUUUCUUUUUCUAAACUCACAGCACUAGUUUUCAUGAGAUUGACUUCAUGAGAUUUCAUCACUCCACUAAAAAACCCGAGAUAUUAAAGAGAACUAGAGUAUGAAAUACCCGAAAUAAUGGUGCACGUGAAUUAGUAAAUAAAUUAUCUCGUAUUAACUUUUUUUUUUCUCUUGGAAAUAAAUGAACGAGUGAGUCAAGUAUCUUUAAUCAUUUCCAAGUUGUUAAACUUGGUAGCUAAUACCAAAAAAAGCAGAAGAGAAAAACAUGAAAAAAUGAAAAUUGAAUGAAUAAAUAAAGCACUGGCAUCUAUUUUUGCAGCUGAGCAUUUUCACAUAUUUGUAUAUAUGUGUUUAAGAUUCGUAGUUUUAGUGUAGAAAUAUAAGGAGGAUAUGUCCGGCAGAUUUUAUUGUCAAAUUGUGAAUUGAGAGUAAUUAAACUGGUUGUUAUUAA